AUGUCCGAAAAUUUCACAAGACCAACCAGAUCCCUCGCCGGCCGCGUAGCAAUCGUCACGGGAGCCGGGACAGCAGGCGACGGCAUAGGCAAUGGACGAGCAGCGGCAAUUCUUCUCGCUGAAGCGGGAUGCAGUGUAGUCUGCGUAGAUGUCCAAGAGGAAUUGGCUGCGAGGACAGUGGAGAUGAUUGCUAAAGAUGGGUUUGGGAAGGGGAUUUCGUUGAAAGGGAAUGUUGCAGUUGAGGAGGAUUGUAGGAAGGUUGUGGAGGGUACUAUUGGGGAGUUUGGGAGGGUUGAUAUAUUGGUUAAUACGGUUGGUAUUGGUGGUGCAACGGGGACUGCUGUUGAAGUGGAUAUGGUUCAAUGGACCAAAUCUAUGGAAGUGAAUGUUUCGUCCAUGGUUAUGAUGGCCAAGUAUGCUAUUCCAGAAAUGGUAAAGAAUGAAGGACAGUGGAGAGGCAGUAUCGUGAAUAUGGCUUCCGUAGCUGGAAUCCGAGGUGGCAAUCCUCAUCUGCUCUAUCCAACAAGUAAAGGCGCGAUCGUAAAUAUGACCCGUGCAAUGGCCGUACAUCAUGCUCCAGAAGGAAUCAGAGUAAAUUGCGUUUGUCCAGGCAUGGUGUACACACCACAUAUGUAUUCCGGUGGCAUGAGCGAAGAAGCCCGAGAGUCGCGGAAGAACAGGAGUGUGCUCAAGACAGAAGGUACUGCUUGGGAUGUCGGUGCCGCCAUAAGAUUUUUGGCUGGCGAUGAGGCACGCUGGAUGACUGGUGUUAUCCUCCCUGUCGAUGCCGGUGCUACUGUUGCAGCUGGUUCGGAGGUUUCAAAAGAAGCAGCCACACACCCAAAGACAUGA
Molecule: messenger RNA, 852 nt
Organism: Ramularia collo-cygni
Lineage: Eukaryota; Fungi; Ascomycota; Dothideomycetes; Mycosphaerellales; Mycosphaerellaceae
Product: related to short-chain alcohol dehydrogenase
Exons: 5
Coding region: 1-852 (283 amino acids)
Molecular function (GO): oxidoreductase activity
Source: RefSeq, a predicted model, not a curated record